This is a messenger RNA of Tarenaya hassleriana, 1856 nucleotides long. Its product is annotated as probable folate-biopterin transporter 3. The record is from RefSeq and is a predicted model, not a curated record. NCBI's taxonomy places the organism in Eukaryota, Viridiplantae, Streptophyta, Magnoliopsida, Brassicales, Cleomaceae. The transcript is spliced from 5 exons. Gene Ontology annotation, cellular component: membrane. Bases 225 to 1712 code for a protein of 495 amino acids.
ACUUCAUUCGUGCCGUCAGCAGGCGGCUGCAAUAACAUAGACAACGGAACAAAUUAGUAGGAGAAAAAAGUUUUCCAGAUUUCGAUUCACGUGCAUAGAUUGGAAAUCGAUUCGAGUGAUGCCCAUCGACCCAAGACGCCGAAUCCCCUCUGCUUCUCCGUUCAUCCCUCAAAACCCUAAAUUUCUUCUUCGCUUCAGUAGUGGACCGAGCGGAGGAAGCAGGGAUGGAGACCAGUCCUCGUCAGCACGACGACGUUUCGAGGAGAACCCACCAGCAGAAGCAAGAAGGGCUUCUAGAUUUGAUCCUGCGACGGCCCGUGCGGUGGCUAAGAAUGUUGAUUGACGAGCUCCAUUGGAGUUUCUUCCUGGGUGUGAUCAUCGUCUAUGGCGUCAGCCAAGGACUUGGCCAUGGCCUCAGCAAAGUCAGCACGCAAUACUACUUGAAGGAUGAGCAAAAAGUACAACCCUCCGAAGCACAGGUGUACGUUGGUGUGAUUCAGAUCCCUUGGAUCGUUAAACCAAUCUGGGGAUUGUUCACUGAUGUUGUUCCGGUUCUGGGUUACCGGCGACGGCCGUAUUUCAUUUUCGCCGGCCUUCUCGCUAUGAUCUCUAUGCUGGUACUGUCGCUGCACAGGAAUCUGGAUCUUGCAUUGGCAUUGUCCUCUCUUGUGGCAGGAAGUGCUGGAGUUGCGGUAGCAGAUGUAACGAUUGACGCUUGUGUAACGCAAUGUAGCAUAAGCAAUCCCUCACUUGCCAGCGAUAUGCAAAGUUUAUGUGGCAUAAGCUCCUCGGUAGGAUCUUUAGUGGGUUUAUCUCUAAGUGGCCUUUUGGUACACUUAUUCGGCCCCAAGGGCGUGUAUGGUUUACUCAGUUUGACAGCAGGAUUAGUUGUUAUGGCCGGGAUGCUUCUGAACGAAUCUCCUUCUCGAAGUUUAGGUCGCAAGCGGGUGAAUGAGAAGUUCAUGGAGGCUGGAAAAUCAAUAUGGAAAACUUUUCAAUAUGGCGAGGUGUGGAGACCAUGCUUGUUUCUGUUCUUGUCCGCUGCAUUGAGCUUGCACAUCCAUGAAGGCAUGUUCUAUUGGUACACAGAUUCAAAGGACGGGCCUUUAUUUUCAAAGGAAGCAGUUGGAUCCAUUCUCUCAUUUGGAGCUGUUGGUUCCCUUGUGGGUAUACUUCUUUACCAAAACUUUCUAAAGAACUUCCCUUUCCGGAACGUGAUCUUCUGGGCACUUUCCCUCUCGGUUCUAUCCGGACUUCUGGAUUUGGUAUUAGUCCUCCGCGUUAAUCUGAAGAUGGGUAUUCCAGAUUACUUCUUCAUCGUCAUAGACGAGGUGGUCUCUCGUAUGAUCAGUAGAAUCAAGUGGCUGCCUCUCCUGGUUCUGAGCUCCAAGCUUUGCCCUUCUGGCAUGGAGGGAACGUUCUUUGCGUUGCUCAUGUCGAUCGACCAUGUUGGACACUUUAUCUCCUCGUGGGGCGGAGGGAUUUUACUUCAUGGCUUGAAGGUUACGCGUACGGAGUUUGAUAAUCUCUGGUUGGCUAUCGUGAUCAGGAGUUUGUUGAGGCUGAUUCCGAUCGGAUUGGUGUUUUUGAUUCCGAAUUCUGAUCCAAACUCGUUCGUUCUUCCGACAGAGAUGUUGAAGAACAGAACAGGCGAAGCUGUUCUGGAAUCUGACAACGUUGAGAUGUCUGCUCUCUUAGGCGCAGAAGCUUGAUCCAUUUGAUGCAGUGGUUGGACAGGACGGGAACCAGAUUUUUUAGGAUGUUUCAGAGUUAUUGAUAUUUGAAAUCGCAUCUUAUACCUAUGAUUUCGAAUUUUAUAAUUUUUAAUAAAUAUAAAAAUAAUUACAUUUUCAUAA